AUGCAUCAAGACCUGAAGGCAAGUUCCUCUGGGGAGGAGGUCCUCACAGAUCAUUACAUGAUCCUCAAUACUCUUGGUAUAGGCAGCUUUGCUGAAGUGAAACUGGCCUGCCACCUCCGUACAGAGGUUCCGGUUGCUCUGAAGAUUAUGGAUAAGGACAAAAAGAAAGAUGCCUUGAUCACAAAUGAAGUAAAUAUCAUGAAAUUAUUGAACCACCCUAAUAUAAUUAAACUGUUCCAUGUCAUGGAAACUACCCAACAUAUCUUUAUGGUUAUGGAACUGGCCUCUGGAGGUGACCUGGCAGGCCAUAUAGUGGAGGUGGGAUCCAUGCAGGAAGAGGAGGCCCAACACAUCUUCACACAGAUGGUAUGUGCAGUUAAAUACUGCCAUGAGAAUAGCAUUGCACACAGGGACAUCAAACCAGAUAACAUACUGUUAGAUGGCAAGGGAAGCAUCAAGCUGUGUGAUUUUGGUCUGGCUAUCAAAGUAACUGCUGGGCAGAAAUUGAAGAUGUUCUGUGGUACCCUUCCAUACUGUGCUCCAGAACUUUUCAAUGGCCAAGAAUAUGACCCCAAGACACCUGAUAUCUGGAGCAUGGGAGUGGUACUAUAUCUCAUGGUGACAGGGUACCUCCCAUUCAAAGCAACAACAUAUAAAGAUAUGAAGGUGGAGAUGGAAGAUCCACAUUACUAUAUUCCACCAAAGCUUCCAGAACACAUCAUCAACCUCAUUGUGAAGUUGUUCACUAUUGACUCUGAGCAGAGGCCCAAGAUACAUGACAUUAUGAAACAUCUGUGGCUCAAGGACAGUGAAGAACUUUUAAAACUAUCAUCUUCCCCAGAAAUGCUCCCUAGCAAACCAAACAUUAAUAUUGUGACAGCCAUGUGGGUCAUGGGCUACAGUCCCAAGGACAUUAGAGACUCUUUACAUGAAAAAAAAUUUAACAACAUCAUGGCAACUUACUUAAUAUUAAAGCAUCAGUCAUUCUUGGGAAGAAACAUACAUCAUCAAAUUAAACCUGUGCAAUUUAGUGUUGCCAGUACACCUUCAUGUCUUCCAAGGGCCCACCUCCCCCUAAGACGCACAGGGAGUGAGCCUGCUCUUCCCACCUACACCUUUCUGACAAAACAUCAGUUUCAUGCCAAUGACAAGAUUGCAAUGAAAAAGGGGAGCAGAAGGCUCAGCAUGCCUGACAUCUUGUGGUGUCAACAGAAGAAGACCCUCUUUCCCAAAGGAGCUCCUGAAUGUGAUCCUGUAGUUGCUCUUCUCAUGAGAAGCAGUUUUCAGAAGAGACACAUGACCUCCAAGGUUGUGGCCUUAGGCAGUACAUCAUCAGAAAAUAUUCUUUCUAGAAACCAUAUUGCCCAGAUAGCAACACAGAGUGAAACCAAUCUGAAGAACAGUUCAUCUCCCCAGAAUACAUCAUCUGUAAUGAGCUCCAGGGAGACGGCUCAAGGUGUUACCACUACAGGCACUCAUAACAAAGAAAGGAGUUCCUUCCUGUGUGAAACAUCUGAGCCAAACUCCAGCGGUGCCCAGCCCCAGAGUGUGAUCACAGCCUCUUCCCACAACAUAAGGGAGUACUGGAAGAGGAUUGGAAUAGAGGCCUGUAUGUUAAAUAUUGACAAUGCAGAGUCAUUGGGUAUGCUGAAGGAGUAUUUAGUGGGUGGAGAAGAGCAUUCUGAAUCCAAUCUAGGUACAACACUGAGUAUAUUCGUAAUUGGAGAAGUGAUUUUCAUUCUCCGGGAAGAACCUUUGUUAGCAAAAGUUUAUUCCCAUCUCUCCUGUGAUGUGUGUAAUGGAGCAACUGCUAAUAUCAGUCACCUGCUUUCACAGGCCACCCUUGAAGAUGGUUCUGCCUCUGUGUCCAGUAUGGAUUACAUCACAGUUUCUGUGACUCUGUCUUUUUCCCUCUCAGAAAAUCCUCUGGGAAAUCCAACUCCAGACCUUCCACAUGAGCCUUCUCUACAGUCUUCCUCUAUUAUCUCACCUCACCAGGGUACCCACUUAGAAGACACACUUUCUGCCUCACUUCUGGAUGACUCUGUGCUAUCAAAAUCUAUUCCUCCUGUGAAUUCUAAAUUCUCUCUGGACCCUGAUUCUCUCCAUCUAUGCACCACUUUCCAUCUUCCACAACAACAUGCCCCUCAAGAAACAGAACUGCUGCUUCUCCAACCAGUAACUGCUCUGUCUCUGGUGGGCAGCCCUAGGGAGCUGUUCACCAUCCCAUCAAACAAAAGCAUUUGCAGUUCAAGGCAUGCAAUGUCAAAAUUUAUUCAGCAGCAGACAGAUACUUGCGACUCAUUUCGGUUGGAGCCAGCACAUUUGGCUAGCCAAGAGCUUCUUGACCUCCAUUCUUCUGGUUCCUACUUACAGAGAAACAUCACAACCUGUCUUACAUUACCUGGAAACCUUCCCUUUCCCAGCCUUGAUGCCAUGGUACUACUUGAGAAACAAGUUGGAAAGAUGGCUGAUUCAUUUAAAACUUGGGGGAAGACCCCAGAGUCUGAUCAGCACAACUUGACAGUUUCCCAUUCUUUGGGCAGCUGCAAAGGUAAACCAGAGAGACUUCAUAUACACCAACAGUCUCAUCAUCUCAGGACCUCUGAAGACCAGUUAGAGCCUAAUCACAUCCAGUUCUUCUGGGGCCUCCCUUCUUUACACAGCGAGUCCAUGAAUUCUAUUGCUACUGUGUGGGUUGACAGUUCCCUGAUCUCUGGAUGCUUCAACAGAUUCUCAGAUUCCCCAGUUCUUACUAAUCACAUACCUUUGUCCUUGCCUGAGAGUCAACCACAGAACUUGCCCCAAAUUCUGUCCUUAUCUCAGUCCCAACCUGUCCCUCCAGCCAAGCCCCAGCUUCAACACCCAAUUCCAGUUCUAUCACCUUUUUCUCAAUCCCAGAUUAGAAUCUGUGAGGGUGUAUUUUCACAGACCCAGGAUAAGGUACAGCCACUUGAGUCAUCUGAAAUCCACUGCCUGAAUUACAACAUCUUGAAAAAGGAGCUUGAGAGAGUGUGGGGUUUACCCACUGUGGUCAAAAAAUCGCAGGAAGAAUUUUUUCCUCCACCUCCCAAGCCCUCAUUAGUCAAGCAGUCUUUCAAGACCCAUGUUCUCAAGUCCAUCUCUCUUGGAAAUUUCCUCCUCACCAGUGACCUCCGGAAGAAGCUUGAGAACCACCUUCGAAAGAGGCUCAUCCUACAACACUGGGGCCUGUCAAAGAGGAUCUAUAAGUCUCUACCAUGGGUGAAUCCUCUGGCAGAACUUCCAGAAACAUCCUCAUCUACAAUCAACUAUGAGCUUUCUUGGCUAUCUUUCUUUAAGCAACAGGGAAGCAAAGACCUACACAACAGUGUAUUGAACAAACCUGGAAGCUUCCCAGCAAGACAGUCAGCAGAAAAACUGUUCAAGGCCAGGGCGCAUAGCACAGAGACUAUUAAAAAACACCAGCUUUGGAGUAACACCAAGGGCACUCUAGAUAAUGGCCUGCAAUCUAACUGUGAGGCAAUCCUACACCACCACCCAGGCAGUCUGUCAGGCAAACCGUCAGGGACCUCACAGGUGAGCCAACAUCGGGAAAAUCUUGAAACUGCCCUGCAAAAGCAUUUGGCCAGGCAGCUCAAUGAAACAAAUGAGGGACAGAUUGGCACUGUGUCUAGAUCAGGGUAUCAUCCUCUCCCUUUUACUUCACAAGUGGGUAAGGAAGAGCAUGAGGCUCAGAGACAGUCAUCUUCUGAUAAGAAGGAUGGACAUGUCGAGAGCAAGUAUAUAAUGACCAAGUCUGUGCUGCAACAGACAUCCAUUAUCUUAGACAACAGAAGCCUAAAAGAGUCAGAGAGCAAUAAACACAGCCCAGAUGUGCCCAGAAUAGCCAACGAGGCUAGCCUUGUGCCAUUGGGUAAGAGACUGUAUUCCAGCAAAACAGUCCAGGGGCCUCAAGGAACAAAGGUGAAUGUCAAAAGCAUAUUUUUAUCCAACAAGGUCAGUAACAUGGUCAAAGGAGGGCAGCUCAGUGGUCUUCAACCACAACAUACCAAGAUCUUGAACACCACCCAGUGCAAGAGUACCCAAUGGGCAAAUGGAAAUACAACAAAAGUACAAAGUACUCUGGUAGCUGGAAGGGCCCUGAAGGAAACAUCAGGUCCCCAUGAAAGUCAUGUGCAGCAGAUUCUCUUCUCCACAACUGGCCUUAGUGUGGAACAGCAACAUGAGCCCUGGAUGCAUUCAUAUGUCUUAGACAAGUGCCAGAACAAGGACUUCCCUCCAUCUGCCAAGAAGGCAUACCCUCUGGCCUGCAAAACAGGAGAGCUUGGUGCAGGUGAUACUUUCAUUGACCAAAAGAAAUGA
Cricetulus griseus (Chinese hamster) is the source of this 4344-nucleotide messenger RNA. NCBI's taxonomy places the organism in Eukaryota, Metazoa, Chordata, Mammalia, Rodentia, Cricetidae. The record is from RefSeq and is a predicted model, not a curated record.